Molecule: messenger RNA, 1037 nt
Organism: Frieseomelitta varia
Lineage: Eukaryota; Metazoa; Arthropoda; Insecta; Hymenoptera; Apidae
Exons: 4
Coding region: 1-765 (254 amino acids)
Source: RefSeq, a predicted model, not a curated record
AUGUUCUUUUCAACGACGAAAGUUCUUCCAUUAUUAAGCGCGUUCGCAGCGUCGAUCGUCGCUCAGGAUACAAAAACUACGGUGUUUCCGUUCUCCGGAAAUGGCUCCGUACUGGAAUCACCGAGCAGAGAAGAAUCUCCGCUACGACCGGAUAUGACGCGUUCGUCGGAGCUUGUCGCGUAUCAUCCCACCGUACCUGCCAAUAACUUUCUACCCGUGCCGUCGAGGAUGUUUAUUCAUCACAGGAGCGACAACGUGCUACCUUACGUGUACGAUCAUCCGCACUUCGCUUAUCCAGUAGCUCACUCGAACGAUUAUCCGCUUGGACCAUCCUCGAAGCAGCUCGUGAUCGUCAGCUUCAUCGGUUUGCUGUUACUCUUCGCGAUUAUUCAGAACACGAUCGUGAACGUAAAGCGCAGGGAGAUGUUGACAGACGUGUUGUCUGCCAGGAGAAAGCGAGAGCUCUAUGCUGCUUAUAAUUUCAAUUCGGUGACACCGGAACAGGAAGACGUUCUCAACGAGGACGCCAGGGUACAAUGCAUACAGAGGACCGUGUGCCUGGAGAAUCGAAAGCUCUUGAAGGCGUUCGGCGCUACCGGCAAGAUACUGGCCAAGUACUUAACACGAGGUGUGGAGAAAUCUCUGAAAUCGUCUUCCGGAUGGUUCCGUUUGGUCCGGGAUGCGGGGGAGGCUGGGAUUCGUGGCGAGGACUGCGAGGUGCUCUACAGACGCUGCGACGAGGAAGUCUCGUCGGGGAACGCGUGAACUAUAAAACCGACAAUGAAAACGUGUUACGUUAGAUGCAGGAAUAAAAUACGUAAUUACGAGAACGAGGGGGAAGAAGGCGUGAUCUUUUAUUAUUGUUCUUAGACAUUAUUUUCUUAACCCUGCGGAGAAUUCGCGGUUUUUCUGAGUGAUACAGUGACUUCGAUCUACUGUGCGACGUUUAUUCAUUGUUUUUAAUUAAAAUUGUGAAGAAUGUCUCGUUUUAUUAGAACAGAUACAAUUUGCGACUGGUAAAUGAGAUGUACGUAUAA